Molecule: messenger RNA, 715 nt
Organism: Schistosoma intercalatum
Lineage: Eukaryota; Metazoa; Platyhelminthes; Trematoda; Strigeidida; Schistosomatidae
Source: the annotation of a GenBank genome assembly
AGAAUAUUAUUUUCAUGGAUUCAUUUUAUAUGUUUAACAGUAUUAAUGAUUAUAAAAAUGAUGAAAACUUUUGUUAUUUGAUGAGAAGUGAAACAAGGUCAUUGAUUCAACUAUAAAUGUUAAACUGUAUAUUGAUAAUUCAGUAUUAUACUCAUUCAAUAAUCUAAUCACUUACAUCUCUAUUUUCUUAAUGAUGAUGAAAACAUCAAGUGUCCGACAGAAUUUCGCCAAAGAAUGUGAAAAUGCCAUCAAUAAACAAAUCAAUGUGGAACUACAGGCUGCUUAUGAUUAUAUGGCAUUCUUCACUUAUUUCGAUCGAGAUGAUGUGUCAUUUCCGAAAGCAGCUGAAUUCUUUCGAAAAGCUUCACAUGAAGAACGUGAACAUGCAGAGAAAUUGGCCAAAUAUCAGAAUAAACGUGGUGGUCGAAUAGAAUUUAUGGAUUUAAGAGCAGUUCAGAAAAUUGAAUUAAAUGAUCUUGAAGAAGCAUUUGAAAUUGCUCUAAAUUCUGAAAAGUCGAUUUAUCAGUCCCUACUGGAAUUACAUAAUGUAGCUGAAGAACACAAUGAUCCAGGGUUAUGUGAAUUUAUUGAAUCUGAGUGCUUAGAAACUAAAGAGCAAUUCAUUAAAAUAACUGCUGAUUAUCUAACACAAAUUCAACGUGUUGGGAAACAACUUGGUGAAUAUUUAUUUGACCAAUUAACAUUGAAAGAAUAA